Messenger RNA from Anopheles coustani, 579 nucleotides. RefSeq names its product trafficking protein particle complex subunit 1 (gene Bet5). The coding region runs from base 133 to 570 and encodes 145 amino acids. Gene Ontology annotation, cellular component: TRAPP complex. The record is from RefSeq and is a predicted model, not a curated record. NCBI's taxonomy places the organism in Eukaryota, Metazoa, Arthropoda, Insecta, Diptera, Culicidae. The transcript is spliced from 3 exons. Gene Ontology annotation, biological process: endoplasmic reticulum to Golgi vesicle-mediated transport.
AAACAGAUUAGUUUGGAAAGAUUGCUUGAUUUACACUCCAAUAUAGUCAGAAACGUGCGUUUCUUUUUUGGUUUACCAUUACAGUGGUCAGAUCACUCCGUUUUAUAAAAGUUUAUUUCAUCUUACGAAGCUAUGACGAUCUAUAACCUAUAUAUUUUUGAUAAGCUUGGAACUUUGCUCUACUACGGUGAAUGGAAUCGGCUGAAACAAUCUGGAAUCACGAAAGAUGAGGAAGCCAAGCUGAUGUACGGGAUGCUAUUUUCUAUCAAAUCGUUCGUUAGUAAAAUAUCCCCCGUCGAGCCAAAGGAAGGGUUCCGAUACUACAAAACAAACAAAUAUGCCCUGCACUACUUGGAGGUUCCGUCGGGGUUGAAGUUGGUCCUCAACACAGACAACUCAUCCAGUGGAAUUAGGGAGUUUCUUCAAAAUAUAUACACCAAGAUAUGGGUAGAGUAUGUCGUCCGGAACCCGCUUUGGACGAUCGGAACACCCAUCUCGUCUGAUCUGUUUAAGGUUAAGCUGGAUGAGUUCGUGAAGCAGUCGCCACUUUACGGCUCGAAGAUCAUCUAAACUCCCUGC